Linum tenue is the source of this 872-nucleotide messenger RNA. NCBI's taxonomy places the organism in Eukaryota, Viridiplantae, Streptophyta, Magnoliopsida, Malpighiales, Linaceae. The record is from the annotation of a GenBank genome assembly.
UCCACCUUCUUCAUUGACUUGUGCCGCCCUUCGCUUCCGAAAGCUUACUGCCUUUUUCCCGCCGAUCGCCUUCUGCUUUCGUUUGCUCUCUCACCUGGUCGUCUCGCCAUGGGUCGCAAGAGCAGCAGCCGUAGCUCCGGCGGAGGCUCCCGUUCUUUGUUCAGCAAACCUCCUGCCAAGAAAGCUGCUUCUCAUCCGGUCCAUAAGUCCAGCUCCACCGGAUCUGUGCUGGGAGGAAUCGGAGGUGCUAUUGCUGAUGGACUGGGCUGGGGAGCUGGAACUGCAAUCGCUCACAGGGCUGUGGAUGCUGUCUUUGGUCCUCGAACCGUGAGGCAGGAAACUGUUGCCGCCGCGCCGCAGCAGACUGCUCCUACUGCCGACGCCAAUGCUUGUGGCUUGCACUCCAAGGCUCUGCAAGAUUGCUUGAACAACUUUGGGACGGACGUGAGCAAGUGCCAGGUGUACAUGGACAUGUUGGCUGAAUGCCGCAGCGGCUCUUCUUCGUCGUCUGGAGGGGUGCUGUCUGCUUGAUUCUGACGAAAACAUGCUUCCAAUCUCUCUCGGUGGAGUAGCAAAGUAUCAAAGUAGUAGGAGUCGUAGUAGUUGUUAAUGGAACUCUUGGCCUGUUAUGUUGGGAUGGUUUGACGUUUGGUUGUUGAAGCGAAAGGCUUUGUUUUGGGAUGAUGGAUAUGGGUCGGUCGGUUUGGACUUUUGAUCAGGAUUCUAUGCCUAGCAGUGGGUAUGGAUUAAUGGUUGAACCGAAACUAUUCUAUUCUGCUCGGUUUACUGUUGCCAAGCAUGGUUUUGGGUUAGCUCACUAUCAUUUAAUAAUUAGUUUAUUAAUUAAUGAACUAAUUAUUAAUCUAGGGCUG